CUCAGUUGCUUUUGGUGCCCACAAGACAGCUCAAGCCAAACUUGUAGGUAAAAAAAAAAAAAAGCCAGAGGGAUCUCUUUGUGUUAUGGCAGUAGAAAACCUCAGGUUUUUCAUAGCAAAGAUUUCUUCAUAUGAGUAUAACACAACUGGCAAUGCUGUAAUUAUUGUCAUUAUCAGUGCCCAGCAGGCUGGCUGCUGUCUAAAGGCUAUUUGUGGCUUUUGUGUAUCUAUAAAUGGAAACCUCCACUACUCGGGAGUUAUCACCGGGGCUUUGGAUUGGACCUCACUUGGAGAAGCUGAAAAGUGUUGUGAAUGUCAGCAUGUAGACGAGUGGACCCCUCUGUCCUGGGAGACUUUCACUGCAGCCGAGACUCAGUCAUGGAGAAACUCAAAACUUUAUGCGACGCAGCAAAGGAUGGCACACAGAAGAUUUAUAGGACGAAGGAAGACCAGGGUGGGAACUGUACACGUCAUAGGAGAAAGGGGACAACCCUCCCAUUUUGGGUCGCUGUGCGAGUCUCUACGACCAAGCUUCUUUCUUUUACAUUUGUGCCUGUUGUGAGAAGAUUGCCAAUCAAAAACGAAGUGAGGGAAAAAAAGGGAAGUCCCGCAAGGACAUCAAAUGAGCAUUUAGCAGGAUCGAAGGAAAGAGAAGCAGAGGAUACCAUGUCAGAGGAUGGAGUGUUCAAGGCAGAGGUUGUGUACAUUGGUGCAGACUCUGAAGAGGGAGCAGCCAGGGGUCGCUGGGCUCAGCUGGCGAAAGACGAAACCGCCUACAGACAAGAGGCACAAUCCCAGUUAAAACUACCAACUGUUCACAUGACCCAAGGCCAGCCCACCUCUCUUCCAAUCUCUGCCCCCUCAGAGAACAAAGUGCACCUCUUUCAUAAUACAGCUCACAUACUGACUCCUGCUGCCUUGGAAAUUACUCAAAACAAUGACCAAUCCAAUCUCCUUUCAAACCAAGUCCCUGAAAAAAGGGAGAGGAGGACCCUGGUUUCAGCUUCUCAAGUGGCUCACUUCACAGAGCUCUUUGCAACGCCUGCCUCUUCAAAAGAGUCGGUCCUGUCCGAGGACUGUUCUGCCCUGCAUGCUCUCUCCUCGGAGGGGUCUCCCGUCUCCCUCAGCCGUACGGUCUCCCCAUGCUCCUCCAUCAGGUCCGGCGCUUUUUCUCCAUCUGUAAUACGGGUCAAGCGCCACUCUCUGGCGUCAGGUUCCAGCUUGUUGCAGAAACUGCCUUCCUGUCUCUCCCUGGCCUCUGAGAGUCCAUCUCCAUCACCCUGUCCCUUGUCCCCAAGCAUGGGGAGGGCGUGGCACAGACCCCCUCCCACACAGCUUUCCCUUCUCACUGCAAUACUGAGGAAAGGUCGCCUACCCAUUCUGUCCCCCACCCUGCAAAGGGCGUACUCUCCCUGCUGGCCCAUCACAGCAGCCAGUUUGUCCUCCUGUAAUGCCUGCUUGGCUGCUUCCAAGCUGGGCUCUUUGUAUCAGGGAGUGUCAGGGGCACAAUGCCAGAGUGCCAUGGAGGAGCCCAAAAUGGAUCCCAACCACACACAAUGGCCUGUGUCAGAGACCCUCAAAUGUCUCACUCCUCCGCCCUCUCCUGACUUAACAGAAGUCACUACCAUUGAUCCUCAUGUCCGAUCGCUGAGCCAGUCUGCCAAACUAGCUCCAGUCAAGCAUUCUACUGAACCAAGCCAAAGGGUCACCUCCCCCAUCUUUAAGAGUCAUACUGCUUCACCAAUCUGUCCCCAAUCUGUCACCAAUUUUUCACAGCCGAUUAACACCGAGGGGACUCUGUCCCAAGCAUCUAACCCUGUGCUCUCCUCGUCCUUUUCAAGACUUCGCUCUAUGUCCCCUAAAACCGGCUCUCUCACCUGCUGUUCCAAAGGGGACUUCCCUGCACUGUCCCCAGUGCCCAAAGUCACCUUUUCUUCAGUGCCAAGGUGCAAAGAAGUUAUCUGUCCUUCUUCUCUACAAAAUGGCAUUAAAGGCCCCCAAGCUGCAGAGAGGCCGUACUCCAGAUCCCCCGCUUGCCAACUUUCCCCACCUCCUAGGGCAAGCUCUUUCUCACCUUCCCCAUGCACAUCGCCCCACUUCCAUCGCUCGCCCUCGCCCAGACCCAACUCGCCUUCUUCCACGCCUGAGUGCCUGACCCUCUCCCCCUCUCCGGUGCCCUCCAAUCGUGACCUCUCCCCUUCACCCUCUCUGUCCGUGUCCUCCACACCCUCUCCGAUCCCCAAGAGCGGUGCUGACAGGGCGGGUAAAAAGAGAAAGUCCCAGCUGUACAAGAUCAAGUCAAGCUACAAGGCCCUUGCAGCGAUUCCCACAAACACCCUUCUGUUGGAACAGCAGGCGAUAGAUGACGAGGUGGAAAAAGAGGGGAGUCCAGUGGACAGCACAGACAAGGACAGUGUCUUGGAGACCCACGUGGAGAUGUGCUCUCCAGCUCAGCUCAGACAGCAGUCUGAAGAACUGUAUGCUGCCAUUGAUCAAGUCUUACAAGACCCACUUCCUAUGCGUCGAUCGCAGUCCGCUCCGUUGUCCCUGAUGACGUCAAUGGAGACAGAGGCACCCAAGAGAUUUACAUCAUUACCAAGAUCAGCUGGACGAGAAACCAAAUAUGCAACCUUCCACCUGCAAACACCUGGUUCUGCUGAAAGAAGUCUGACAAGGCCAGGAGUUAUACGGCCUGUGACUGUUAUUCAAAAAUUAACUGAGGAAGAGGAAGAAGAAGAGUAUCAUCCAAACCCCUUCCAGCAAUACCUUGAGGAGAUGCCAGAUGACCAACAACACGAGCCUCAGCACGCUAUUGUGACCAUCCACGAAAACGAGGCCCUGAGCUCCAAUGAGCUGGCGAGCAGACACAUGGGGAGCAGUGCAAAAGCAGCAGGGGGCUGCAGAAGUCCCGGGAGCCCGAGACCGCGUGGAGAGGAGACUCCUCCGAAAGAAGUGCCCCUUCUCCUGAUAACUGAAAAAGAACAGAGCAGCUCUCCCUCAGUGACUGAUGGAUCCUCAAAAAGUGGGCCCAGCUCAUUUAAUUCUGGGCAGGUGAAAAUGGAAGUUCACGAAACUCACAUUUAGUUUGGGUCUGGGUGAGGAAAAGUGGUGGUGAAAAGCAAUUGACCAUUUUGAUUGCUCUGAACUGAGAUGGGACCUGCGAUGAGAUGCGUACAGACAGCCAUGGAUUGAAAGCCACACAGUGUUCACACUAGUUUCAGGGCUGUUGUUGAGACUUCUCCUACUGCGACAUAUUUUCCUCCUGCCCAUUAGUCAUGAUGGUUAGUGCCGCAGUUUUCAUGUAGCACAUAUUUUCUCACUGGGAUUUGUUUAACCAUGACAUCUCUAUAUACUAUAUAUGUAUGAGAGCAUAAACAUGUAAGAACAUGAUGAUGUGUAAUUGUUUUCACUGUAUCUACAAUGAAGAAAAAGACCAAAAAUGACAUUUUAUUUCUAAGUUAGAACUGACCUUUUAUUUCAAAGUUAGAAUUGUCAGGGCUAGGUCCACAAAAGUAGUGACCAUACGAUCAGUUGUGACCAUGAAAAGUUGAAAGCCUGUUGUAAAAAGGAGUGAUUAGCUAACCAGUUACAAUGGGUCAAAGUCACAAAAUGCAGUACCACUGUGACAUCCAGUGUUUUGUCCAUUUGGAUUUUGUCUUUGCUAAUUGCAACUGGUCAUAAUCCUUUGGUUUACUGCCUAAAAACCUGCUUUGCAUAACAAGUUUACUUAAUUAACCAUGAAUCAUUCACUGAUAGCAUCAUCAUUUGUCACACAGGAAGCCAGGUAAUCAUUAGUCAUUUACUCUUUGUGGAUCUACCCCUCACAAUAAUGUAGUAUCGUGAAAAAAGGUAAUUCUCAGAAUAACAAGAUGAAAAAUUACAAUUAAUGUUAUCAUUGAUAGAAAGCUAUCUAGUGAGGUAAGUGGAAUAAGUAUUUUCAAGCUGUGUAAUCUCUGUAGUGAUACCAACUAUGAACUAAAAUAUUGAUGGAAUGGACUCAUGGCCUAACUAAAUUAACAUUUAAUAUACUAUACAAUGUUCUGUUUAAGCUAACACAUUUUCUCACAUUAAAACCAUCCAGUUUUCAACAGACAAAUUUCCUUCAGAAAGGAAAGUGAGAGACUUUGGGAGAAUAGAGUUGUAGCUGGGUAAUUUUCCUUGUAUUGGUAGUUAAACACAUACUGCGUAUAUGCCACAGUUUUUUGUCAAACUUAAAGCUUGGAAAUGAGCAUUUGCUUUAUUUUCAGUGUUCCCUUCAAAAAAAUCCAAUUAACAGGCACUGACUGAAUGUCUCCUAUUUUAAACCCAGACAUUACUAAUAUAAACAUGCAAGGAGAAGGUUUUUAAUGUGGUGAUAGAGCGUAACUGCAGGGUGUGUUAAUGUUUCCCAUAUCAUAUUCUUACAUGUAUGAAUAUAAAAUGUACAACUGGUUAUAUUGAUAUUCUUCCAUUGUGCAAUCCAUAAAUUCCAAAUAUACAAGUACAGUACUUAAUAUAAUAGAAUAAUUCAGGCACACAGUCUGUUUUGAUUGAGAACGUUAUUAAUUGCAACUGCAUUUACUGCAAGUAACCAAAGGCUUGAUUUAUUCUCUGUCAUUUAUAUUCAUGGUGUUCGUUGUAGAGAAAGUAUUGUGAAAUGUUAUGUAAAUGUAUUUA
Molecule: messenger RNA, 4656 nt
Organism: Megalops cyprinoides (Indo-Pacific tarpon)
Lineage: Eukaryota; Metazoa; Chordata; Actinopteri; Elopiformes; Megalopidae
Product: muscular LMNA-interacting protein
Exons: 14
Coding region: 313-3084 (923 amino acids)
Biological process (GO): negative regulation of transcription by RNA polymerase II
Cellular component (GO): nuclear envelope; PML body; sarcolemma
Molecular function (GO): lamin binding; transcription corepressor activity
Source: RefSeq, a predicted model, not a curated record